Staurois parvus is the source of this 2738-nucleotide messenger RNA. The record is from the annotation of a GenBank genome assembly. Lineage: Eukaryota; Metazoa; Chordata; Amphibia; Anura; Ranidae.
GUGGACGACCAGUGUGAGCUGAAGUCUGUGGAGCACGGCGAUGAUGUUGUACCAUUGACGGCGAAGGAAGCAAGUCGGCUGAACGAGGAGGAAGUGAUAAAAUAUUUACAUGUGGAUGUGAACUCUGGUCUGUCCGAGUGCGCGGUCCUCCAGCGGCGGGUGAAGCAUGGCUGGAAUGAAUUUCAGGUGGACAGCGCUGAUCCCGUGUGGAAGAAGUACCUGGGACAGUUUACGAAUCCACUCAUCCUUUUGUUGCUCGGCUCCGCCCUGGUCAGUGUCAUAACAAAGGAAUACGAGGACGCGGUCAGCAUCACGGUGGCUAUUCUCAUUGUUGUGACGGUGGCCUUUGUUCAGGAAUAUCGCUCGGAAAAGUCUCUGGAAGAGUUAAACAAGUUGGUUCCCCCAGAAUGCAACUGCAUUCGCGAUGGCAAAUUGCAGCACCUGCUGGCACGGGAGCUGGUCCCCGGGGAUGUGGUGUGCCUGACGGUCGGCGACCGAGUUCCUGCAGAUAUCAGACUGACAGAGACGACGGAUCUUUUGGUGGAUGAAUCCAGUUUCACGGGUGAGACAGAGCCAUGCAGUAAGACCCAUGGGUCUGUGGAUGAAGCCAGUGGAUUGGCAACGCUCAGCAACAUUGUGUUCAUGGGGACGCUUGUCCGAUAUGGCAAAGGAAAGGGUCUAGUCAUCAGCGUCGGUGAAAAGUCACAGUUUGGUGAAGUUUUCAAGAUGAUGCAAGCGGAAGAGACCCCGAAGACCCCUCUGCAGAAGAGUAUGGACAAGCUGGGAAAGCAGCUCUCUCUCUUCUCUUUGGUAUUAUAGGGUUGAUCAUGCUGAUUGGCUGGUUGCAGGGGAAGCCUCUCCUCAGUAUGUUCACCAUUGGUGUCAGUUUGGCAGUGGCCGCCAUUCCUGAAGGUCUGCCCAUCGUUGUCACCGUAACGCUGGCGCUUGGCGUAAUGAGGAUGGCCAACAAGAGAGUCAUUGUGAAGAAGCUGCCUAUCGUAGAGACUCUAGGCUGCUGUAACGUUAUCUGCUCAGACAAGACCGGAACACUGACCGCCAAUGAGAUGACUGCCACCAAACUAGUCACAUCCGAUGGUUUACAUGCAGAGGUAACCGGCAUUGGUUAUGACGAGAAGGGAACUGUGAACUUGCUGCCAUCCAAUGAAGAGUUGCGGGACUUCUCCAACAUCUCUGUAGGAAAGUUAGUAGAGGCUGGAUGUGUCGCCAACAACGCCAUCAUUCGCAAUGGCACCUUGAUGGGACAGCCAACAGAGGGUGCCCUGCUUGUCUUGGCAAUGAAGAUGAGUAUGGGGAAUUGCAGAGAGAAUUACAUUCGGAAGAAGGAAAUUCCAUUCAGUUCAGAGCAGAGGUGGAUGGCGGUGAAAUGUGUGGACAAACUCGAGAAUCAGGAGGACGUAUACUUCAUGAAGGGGGCCUUUGAGGAGGUGAUUCAGUACUGUACAACGUAUAACAGCGGCGGGAUGACAAUGGCGCUCACACCGCAGCAGAAAUCACUCUACCUUCAGGAGGAGAAGAACAUGGGAAGCCAGGGGCUGAGAGUGCUGGCGCUGGCCUCUGGACCUGAGUUGGGGAUGCUGAUGUUCCUGGGGCUGAUCGGAAUUAUUGACCCCCCAAGAAGUGGGGUGAGCGACGCGGUACAGAUCCUGCUGGAGUCUGGGGUGUCCGUCAAGAUGAUCACUGGAGAUGCGCUGGAGACGGCUCAGGCUAUCGGAAGAAGUAUCGGUCUAUCUAAUGGGCAUCUUAAAGCCAUUUCGGGGGAGGAGUUGGAUGGAUUAGAUGAAGGGUCCUUGUCCUCUGUGGUCACCAAGGUCUCCGUCUUCUACCGCACCAGCCCGAAGCACAAACUGAAGAUUAUCAAGGCUCUGCAGCGCACAGGCGCCAUUGUCGGAAUGACGGGAGAUGGUGUAAAUGACGCGGUGGCUCUAAAGUCAGCCGACAUCGGCGUGGCAAUGGGGAAGACCGGAACAGAUGUCAGUAAAGAGGCUGCAGAUAUGAUCCUGGUUGAUGAUGAUUUUUCCACAAUUAUGAACGCCAUAGAAGAAGGGAAAGGAAUAUUCCACAACAUCAAAAACUUUGUCCGCUUCCAGCUGAGCACGAGCAUCUCGGCACUCAGUCUGAUCACUUUAUCGACCAUCAUGAACCUGCCAAAUCCCCUCAAUGCCAUGCAGAUCCUUUGGAUUAAUAUAAUUAUGGACGGACCUCCAGCACAGAGUUUGGGGGUGGAGCCGGUCGAUAAGGACGCCAUCAAGCAGCCUCCACGGAACGCCAAGGAAUCCAUUCUCAGUAAGACCUUACUGCUAAAGAUCCUGCUGUCGGCGGCCAUCAUCAUCAGUGGGACGCUGUUCGUCUUCUGGAAGGAGAUUCCGGAUGGGAAAGUCACGCCGAGGACGACCACCAUGACCUUCACCUGCUUUGUGUUCUUUGACAUGUUUAACGCCUUGGCCUGCCGCUCUCUGCAUAAAACGGUCUUCGAGAUUGGGUUCUUCAGAAAUCGAGUCUUCUGGUAUUCAGUGAUUGGCUCCAUCCUGGGACAGAUGGCUGUCAUCUACAUCCCCCCUCUUCAGAAGGUUUUCCUGACACAGAACCUGCAUGCCUUGGAUCUCCUCUUCCUCACCGGCCUGGCAUCCUCUGUGUUCCUCGUGUCAGAGCUGAUAAAGUUUUGUGAACAGUACUGCUGCCAGAAGAAGACAGUGAAAGUUUUGGAGGAGGACAUAUAA